ACCAAUUCGUGUCAAUUCCGUUUUUUGUCGUAUAAUGUCUGAAGAUCAACGAAGACGUCGACAUAAAGAUGAUGAUGAGACUCGCGAAAAGCUGAGAAGGAAAUUAUCUUUAAACAACAAAUCAACUGAUAACCAAUGCACAAUUUGUCUCAACAAUAUUCGUGAUUUAUCUUUUGCUGAUUGCUGUCUUCAUCCAUUUUGCCGUUUCUGUAUUAUUGAAUGGUCUAAGCGAUCAAAUCAUUGUCCAGUUUGCCGAACAGUAUUUGACAAUAUAUUGACCAAUGUUAAAUCAGACUCUGAGUAUGAAGCCAUUCCAAUUGAACCGCCACCAUUGCCAUUGAAUACAAUUCCAUUGAUCAAUAUUGUACGAGAUAUAAUAGUUUCCCAGGAUGGUCGAAGUACGCUUAUAAGAACAAGAAUCAGCAACGAUGAAGGAGUCACUGAAAUAACCGAAACCAGAGCUGCAAAUGAAACAACACCAACAUCAACUAAUAAUGAAGGGACAAGAGUUGAGCGCGAUCCUAACCAGCCGGUCACUAACCCAGCGAUUCCUAAUAACCAGUCAACUACCGAAAUUGAAGAGAUUGGCCGAUUUAUGGAUGUACUUUUUCACACUUUAUUGGCCCCAGAACCAUAUUCUGCCAUUGCUUUAAUUGAAGAACCUUCACAGCCACUUGCCCGGCCUAGAGCACAAGGGCCACGUCCAUUUUUCCCUCCACCUAUGAUGAUACCACUACCACGUCUUGGACCAAGGCCUUACUUUCCCCAUGCCAAACGUGUACCAGGAGAGUUUAAUUAUCCGAAAUUUGAGUGGCCAAAGUCAACAAUUGAUAACCGAAGAGGUAGAAGUGGAAUUUACAGGUUUCCAACUCGAAGCAAUCGUGGGUCAACCAAUUCAUCUACAGCACCAACCAGACCAUCAUCUCAUAUUGACUCUACUCCAAGUUCAGAGGACAACCAACAAAAUAGUCAAAAUCAAGAAUCAAAUAGCAAAGAGAGAUCUCGAAGACGCCGGAAAAAACCUAAUAAAGAGGAACCACCUAAAGAUUAAUCAAUAGAUCAUCCAUUUUAAAAUUUUCAUUUUCCCCCAAUUUCUCAAAAAUCAUCUCUAAUUAAUUAUUUAUCCAUUUUCAAUAUUUUUGUGGUUAUAUUUGAAAGAUCAAUGAUAAUCUUAAUAAUAAUUCAGUGACUGGCAUUUAUUUAUAUCAAAUACUCGGCAACUAAGUAUUGUAAUAGAGGGCAAAGAGGGCCAAUCCUUGUUAAGGAUUAUAUCAAGGGUUAAUCAUUGUAAAUUAUCGGGUUUAUGUCUUAAUUUUGAUGACCAGCAAAGUGGUUUACUGUAAUCAGUCAUGAUUUGUCAAGGUAACAUAAUUUUGACAAUGUGAGGUGCAUUAUUAUACUGAAUGGGCGAAUCUGGAUCAUGUCUUAGAUUUCAACUUUAAUGGCUACAUUUAACAAGGUUGAAGAGAAAUUUUUUGUCAAAAUGAGUGUAAAUUGUUGUUUUCACGGACUAAUGGUUCCUAUGUUAGAGUGACUAUUGUCGCCCUUAGACACCCAUUUUUUUUGUUUCUUAAACUGAAAUGUAACUUGAAGAGAAACUCUUAAAUUGUUCAUUUUUUGAUUGUCUUUCUUUUGACAGUCUCACAAUUAAUCUGGUUGUUUAUCUGUAUUCAUGGAGAUGUCAACAAGAAAAUCUUAAUCCUACAAGAAAAACUGUCAAACAACAAUCACAACAGUAAACAAGACAACUUUCAGUGUUGUGAUCUGAUUUUUCAAUUUUCAUUUCACAUCAACACCUAAUUCUGUUUACCCGAUUCUGCCAAUUCUUAACAACUUUCAAUGUUCCCAACUAUUAAAUACAGAUCAAAUGGUUAGUUGAUUGUUACAAAUGAUAAUCGAUUGAUGAAAGAUUGGGAAUGGAGAAGAACAUUUUCUCACAAUUAUAGAUGACUGAUCUCUUGUUUAUGGCAACUUGGAUAGCAAUUUGAUUAUUAAUAUAAAUAAAUGAAUAUAACAAGAUUACAAGGUGAGAGCCAAAAAAACGAGGAAAAAUAAUUGAAACAGAAAUUGAACAGUUAAUGAAUGAAACCAGAUUAAGGGCAAAAAAGCAUCAAAAAAGUGCAACAGAAAUGAUGAGAAUGAGUAAGGUAGUGUUGAUGAUCGGUAGAGAUGGUGAGCAUCGGUAAGUUUCAAUUGAAAAAUUGAAGGUAACCUUGAUUAACUGGAAGUGUAAAGAGUGAAGAUGAAUUC
Molecule: messenger RNA, 2250 nt
Organism: Tetranychus urticae (two-spotted spider mite)
Lineage: Eukaryota; Metazoa; Arthropoda; Arachnida; Trombidiformes; Tetranychidae
Biological process (GO): protein monoubiquitination; protein polyubiquitination
Molecular function (GO): ubiquitin protein ligase activity; metal ion binding
Source: RefSeq, a predicted model, not a curated record